AAUCCAACCAACAUCUCCAGCCUCGAGUUCAGCCUCUAUUUCUUCCUGCAUAUUUAUUCUACACCCCCAUCUCUUCUCUGAUAUCUACCUUCACUACUAUCUUACUUUGACUUACAGUCAUUUCGCUCUCUUGCUUUGAAGAUGUUGCCCAAAUCCACCCGCUUCCUCAUUUCUGCUUUGCUUUCUGUUGGAGUCGCUCGUGUCUUCGCGAGGCUCAUACCUUUGACUGAAAAUGGCUCCACGUUGGACGAAAGGGGUGGUCUCCUCUCGGAAUUGUCUCCUACGUCUAUCUCUAGUAUCUUUGGUGACCCUACCCAUACCCUUUCUGAGAAACUGGCUAUGGUCGACUCUCUGCUAAACGAGCCGGGCUUGGCUGACACUGUCGACAAAACUGCCCUAUCGGAGGCUCUACUUAGCGGGACUGGCUUGUCGAUGGAUCCGCUCAACGAGAAUACAUUAACCAAUUCCCUACUAAACACGACCGGUUUGGCAACUUUGCAAAACAUACUUCAAUCCCGCACUGUAUACAUUCCCAAGAUAACCCACCCAAAGAGCGAGACGGUUUGGGUUAGACAUUCUAAGGUUACAGUCAAGUGGGAGACGCACGACCCGCCGAAAGAGAUUACGAAUCGGAAGGGAAAGAUCGUACUAGGCUACGUGGAAGAUGGCACUGAUGAGCACCUCAAUCUUGAUCAUCCACUCGCGGAAGGAUUCGAUAUCAUGGAUGGUAGCAUCGAAGUCCGCGUUCCGGACGUUGAAUCCAGGAAUGACUACAUCGUUGUCCUGUUUGGUGACUCAGGCAAUAGAAGCCCAACCUUCACCAUCAACUAACUGGCUGCGGUAUCUGAUCGAUUCUUGGGCGCAGUUCUGAAUCUCUGCAACCUGGAUGUUAUUCUUGCUUUGGUUGCCGCCUUGUCUAUAUAAUACCUCAUUUUGCUCUUCU
Molecule: messenger RNA, 943 nt
Organism: Somion occarium
Lineage: Eukaryota; Fungi; Basidiomycota; Agaricomycetes; Polyporales; Cerrenaceae
Source: the annotation of a GenBank genome assembly